Messenger RNA from Xiphophorus couchianus (Monterrey platyfish), 2790 nucleotides. RefSeq names its product tumor necrosis factor receptor superfamily member 1A. Bases 412 to 1539 code for a protein of 375 amino acids. The record is from RefSeq and is a predicted model, not a curated record. Gene Ontology annotation, cellular component: plasma membrane. Gene Ontology annotation, biological process: signal transduction. Lineage: Eukaryota; Metazoa; Chordata; Actinopteri; Cyprinodontiformes; Poeciliidae. The transcript is spliced from 11 exons. Gene Ontology annotation, molecular function: protein binding.
AGAAAGCAUGAACUGGUGUUUUUACUUGACGUUUCCAUACUGUGAGAAUCACCCAAGCCAUUUACUACGUAAUUGUUUCCUCGGAAGCAUGAAGUCAAACAAGAUGUUGGUUCAGGUUGCUGUUAAACUAUGAGUGUAUUUGUGUAGAUACCAGUAGAGGUUUAGCCCAAAGAGGAGUGUUUUAAUGUGUGCAGUGAAGAUUCUUUGUUUUGAAAUGCUUCCAGAAACUGACUGGGGAGUUCUGUUGAUGUUACAGUAAAUCAUUAACAAACGAGCUCGUCUUUAAUAAUCACAACCCACCAGUACUGAUUCAACUUGCUGCCCACAGACUCGGCUACUUGCCUCUUUGCGAAGUCUCUUUCAUGUCUGCCCAAAAACUGCCUUAAGGUUGUUUCACUGAUACUAGCCUUCAUGUCCACCAGAGCGAGUCUCCUUGAGGCGACAGGGCAAGACUCAAACUGCAUAGCUGGAUAUUAUAAAGAUGCUAAAAAUCAUUCCUGCAAGCUAUGCCCAGAGGGCACAUACACAGACAGAAGCCAUUCUCUUACGUUCUGUCUUCGGUGCAGUAGUUGUGGUAGGGGGGGAGUUAAAAAACCAUGCACAGCUAGAAGCGAUGAGGUGUGCAUCUGCCCUUCUGGACACUAUUCGAAGGAUGGCGACUGCAAGAAAUGCUCCGAAAACAGUUCCAUCAACGACAUCAAUGAAGAUUAUUGUGAUAUGUGCCAGCUCUGCCAAAGCGGGCACUGUAUGAAGCACCCAGGAUGCAAGACAAGUCCCAUCUCAGCUCCAUCUGAAGUUCGAGCGGGGACAUUAGCUUCGACUGCCGGCCCGGCUUCACCGUCAGGAAGACCGACUCCUUCCACCACACUGAAAACGUCAAGUCCAACUAUCGAGAAAGUGCCAAGUCAUUCAGAUACACUCUUCUGGCUUUCUUUUGUGGGGAUUGUUACAUCUCUGUUGCUCUUUUGGUUCCUGCUGCUCUUCUGCAGGAACCUGCUCAGAAAGGAAGCUGUUCUUCCCUGCUGGAACAAACAAAAAAAACUGCAAAGACUUCCUCAGGAACCAAAAUUGGACGAACAACGUAGUCAUCACUGUAGCAGCCCAACCACACAGACAUUUACAGUUUUUGAGGAAACUCCCAUGAUGUCGCUCUGUCAGGAACCACCUGCUCACGUCGGCGGCCACGUGCGGCACAGUCUUCACACGGACGCAAGACGAUAUGAGCACUGUGACCGCUGGCCGGCCAUCGUGCUCUACGCGAUCAUCAAGGAAGUGCCUCUUCGCAGAUGGAAGGAGUUCCUCCGACUGCUGUCCGUGUCCGACCAGCAGAUGGAGCGCGUGGAGAUGGAGGCCGGUCUCGGGUCCAUGGAGAAGCAGUACCAGAUGCUGAGGCUGUGGAGCCAGCGCUCCUCGGCGAGCCUGAAUGAAGUUUACUCCUCUCUGCACCUCAUGGAGUUGUCGGGCUGCGUCCAGCAGCUGCAGGAGAACCUGGAGAGGCUGCAGUGGAGGUGCGAAGCGAAGCAGGCACUCACAGCCUGACGGGGCUACUGAAGGGAAGGGGCGGCUCCUGAGACUGCAGCUUUAAACGCAAAGAGUACAAAGCCGUCUGUGAUACAGGCGGGAUAGGAAAUAUCAAUUCUCAGUUUGUUCCUGGGUGUUCGUGAACACUGGCAACUAAAGUUUAACACCAACAGACUACUGCAACGACAUCAUGUAUUUCUUGAAUUGUGGAGGUGAAUACCAUCAUGGAGAGCAGUGUGAUUUCUUUAUAGGCUUGCCCACAACAUGUAUUUUUUGUGUUAUCUAACCGAAGAUAUACACUGUACACACUGGGUGUAGGUUUGAUCCAGGCCAGUCAGUCAGAGAUAACAAUUCUCAGAAGCACUUUCUGUUUCUUUAGGCGUGUUCUCCAUCCUAGUAACCCGUUGAGGGCAUUGAAAAAAAAAGUUAUAUAAACAAGGGUAAUGCCUCUCUGUCAACUGUUACCUUCUGUCUUGAAACCUCCAAGAAAACACCACUCUACCUCUUUUUCUCUCAUGUGGGCAUCGUUUAUAGUUCAACAGUAGAGAGUUGUGGUUUCACAGCGGUGCACUGACGUUUAAAUAUGAGUAAGACUCACAUCGUGUUUGCACUUCCUGUGUUCGUAUAGCUCCGGGAGUUGACCCUCCAGUUUUAUCUGUUUCCAUUCGACUAGUUAAAUAAAGACUACACUGAAUGGAGACUUUAAGUACAUCUGUGAUGCUUGAGCAGGCCAGCUGCCCAUGGUCUCCUUCAGCAUAAAAGUCUGACAGUACAACUCAGCCACUGAUUCUGAUUCUGGUUACUCACCUUUUCAAGAAGGAGACGACUGAAAUCCCCAAAGGACGUCAGAUUUUCAGUUUCCUGCAAGCAAAACGGUGUCAGUGUGCAGUAGGCUGGGUUUUUCCUCACCACACUUAUUCCAUUCAAAAUGAUAGUUUUGGCUUGUGGUGUUCAAGUAUCUCACUUUGAGAGUUUUUUUUUUUUGUAUGUGUCAGUUCAGUUCACUGACAGGAAAGGACUUGGACUUUCCAGUUUUUAGGAGGUUAAUAACAAGUAUUUGUGUUUGAUCUCAGAACCUAUAAUUUGUGUUGUAGAUAUUGCUUUUCUUAAUUUUAUGAAACUAUUUAUGAAUGUUAUCUUGAGUGUUUUUAUUUUUAUUUGAAUGCUCACUGAUCUUGUUGAUAGAUUUAUAAAACAAAGCGGUACUGUAAUAAACCAUGUGCACAUGGUUACGUGUGAUGUGUAAAGAAUAAAAAAAGCUGAAGCCAA